CGAAGAAAAAUUCCAAGGGCGGAAGAGUAAACGCGGAGAUAUUUAGAAGAAACUAAUUUAAAAGGCAAGAUGGAAUUCGGAAGGUGGGACAGAAGACAAGAGAAACGGCUGUCAAUAAAAAAAAGCUUUUUUGUUUUUUAAUUUUUAAUCUUCUAUUGGGGUGUUAGUUUUGCAACUGCCAUCCAUUAACAGAGAGGCACCGCUUUUUUUUUUUUUUCACCCUUUUAUUAUUAAUUAAUUAAUUUUUUUAUUAAACGAACUUUUCAAGCUCGAAAUUUCCGUUAAUUGUUCUUAAGAGAGUCUCUCCCCUUUGGGCCUUUUGAGUUUUCCAUUUUAAAGAGAGAAUUUGUAGGUAACUGUUGGAAGAGGAAAGAGGUAGCCGGAGAUCGAGAGAAUAUUUCUGGAAGCUGAUCUCUCUAGGUUUUUCAGCACUAAGCUAAAAGAUUUUUUUUUCUCUUUGUUGGGUAUUCUUAUUUUUCUAGAAAAAAUGUGGUGGAUGAUGAAUGAAGCAGGAGGGCAUUAUUGUUCUAAAAAAUCUGAUGACAUCUGUGGAGAUGUUUGUGGCCAGGAAUCAAGCCGGCUGAGCAUGUCAAGAAUCCGCUGUAUACUGCGUGGCAUUGAUUUGCGAACAUAUAUUUUUCUAUUUGUACUGGUUCCAACAUGCAUAUUCGGUAUAUAUGUUCAUGGGCAGAAGAUUUCAUACUUCCUGCGACCACUAUGGGAAUCGCCACCCAAACCUUUCCAUGAUAUCCCACAUUAUUAUCAUGAGAAUGUGUCAAUGGAGAAGCUCUGCAAACUUCAUGGUUGGGGAAUUCGUGAAUUUCCAAGAAGGGUAUAUGAUGCUGUUUUGUUUAGUAACGAAGUGGAUAUUCUUACCAUACGGUGGCAAGAGUUGUACCCUUACAUUACACAAUUUGUUCUUCUUGAGUCUAAUUCAACAUUUACGGGAAUUCCAAAGCCUAUGGUUUUUGCUCACCAUCGAGAUCAAUUCAAAUUUGUUGAGCCCCGAUUGACUUAUGGGACAAUUGGAGGAAGGUUUAAGAAAGGAGAAAAUCCAUUUGUUGAGGAGGCUCUUCAGCGAGUAGCAUUAGACCAGCUUCUCAAAAUAGCAGGAAUUACUGAUGAUGAUUUGUUGAUAAUGUCAGAUGUUGACGAGAUACCAAGCAGACAUACUAUCAACCUCCUGAGGUGGUGUGAUGACAUACCUCAAGUUCUUCAUCUUCGGCUGAAGAAUUAUCUUUAUUCUUUUGAGUUUCUCGUGGAUAAUAACAGCUGGAGGGCAUCAGUCCAUAGGUAUCAGACUGGUAAAACAAGGUAUGCACAUUAUCGCCAGACUGAUGAGAUUUUGGCCGAUGCAGGGUGGCACUGCAGUUUUUGCUUCCGCCGCAUCAGCGAGUUCAUAUUUAAGAUGAAAGCUUACAGCCAUAAUGAUAGAGUGAGGUUCUCUCAUUAUUUGAACCCAGAAAGAGUUCAGAGAGUAAUUUGCAAGGGUGCUGAUUUAUUUGACAUGCUUCCUGAGGAGUACACAUUCAAGGAAAUAAUCAGGAAAAUGGGACCUAUUCCUCAUUCCUUCUCAGCUGUUCAUCUUCCUUCUUAUCUUCUAGAGAAUGCAGAUAAAUAUAAAUUUCUUUUACCUGGAAAUUGUUUGAGAGAAAGCGGGUGACUUCGAAUAACUUAAGAUGUUUGUAUCUGUCAGAGGUGCUACUGGUGUGACUCCCCACGAAGGGUUCAACUGAACAAUUAAUGACUGCGGUGCCUCACUGAGCAGCCUCAUCUUUUAUCCAGCUAAAAAUUUUUCUAGUUCCUUGAGAAAAUGAUUGGAGAGUUGGAUAAAUGCUUGGAAAUUCUAGGUUUGUAUAUAACUUUUUCUUAACUUGAGUUUUACUUGGUGGAGGAUAUUUCAUUACUGAGCGAGGAACUUCCUGUAUGAGAAAAAGCUGUUGACGGGUGCAUGUGUAGUACUUGGAUUAUCUAAUACAUUAGUAUGAAGUUCCUGUUAUUUCCCUAUGUUGGGAAGUUUUGUUUUAAGACAAUUUAUUUAUACAUGUUCUAUUGAAUUUCUUACUUUGUUCCCCAUGAUUGGUUUUUAGAAUUUUUUGUUAAUGAAUGAUUGCUUCGUUAGGUUUUCACCAAGUAUGUUUCGUAGAGCAUGCAUGAUUAAAUUCGGAAGCUUAUUUCAUUAGGUUUUCAUCAAGAGGACAAUGGUCAGCAUCCCCGAGAUCUCAAAAUUCAUAAACUUGCUGAAUGAUGGAAUAAGAUGUAACAAUAAUAGAUAAAGAACGCCUUCCAUCAACCAUAAGUGCAAAUAGCACUCAGCUACUUUGUUAGCAAAAUCAAUUUUAAAAAAGAGUGGAUAGAAUC
Messenger RNA from Durio zibethinus, 2361 nucleotides. RefSeq names its product beta-1,4-N-acetylglucosaminyltransferase family protein. The record is from RefSeq and is a predicted model, not a curated record. Gene Ontology annotation, molecular function: beta-1,4-mannosylglycoprotein 4-beta-N-acetylglucosaminyltransferase activity. Gene Ontology annotation, biological process: N-acetylglucosamine metabolic process. Gene Ontology annotation, cellular component: membrane. NCBI's taxonomy places the organism in Eukaryota, Viridiplantae, Streptophyta, Magnoliopsida, Malvales, Malvaceae.